CCCGCCCUUUCGUGGGCCGGGCUUCCGGGCUCUGAACACCGAGGCCCCGCCCAGUAGCCUAGGCGGGGCUCCACUAAGUUCCCAGCUUCCCUUUUCCUUGCUGCCGCUGCCGGGUUUGGAGCACGCCGGCGGAGCUCCGGACACGUGCGAGGUUUUGAAGACGGGUCUUGAACAACACACAAGUGUUCACUAACUGGUGGCCUACUCUAACCUAGAGUGCUUUGAUUACAGAGGGGCCAGUUGUGGACUUUGGACAAAUAACAGUGCCAGGGUGACUUGAAAGUAGUGCAUCCUUGUCCGUCCUGAAGAGGAAAUUAGUGGCAGGUGGACAGUCUGUAUGGAGUUUUGAGGUGACUUCACCUGAGAAACCUGUGUCCCUUAGGACCUCAUAUCUGACAGACAGCCCUGUGUAACACCUAGGGUUACUGGUCUGUAAAUAUCCAAGCUGCCACUCUUUCUGUGCCCAGUGCAGCCAUGGCUCGUGGUCCCAAGAAGCAUCUGAAGCGUGUAGCAGCUCCAAAGCAUUGGAUGCUGGAUAAACUGACGGGUGUGUUUGCUCCUCGUCCAUCUACUGGUCCCCACAAACUGAGAGAAUGUCUCCCACUCAUCAUUUUCCUAAGGAACAGAUUGAAAUAUGCCUUAACAGGAGAUGAAGUAAAGAAGAUCUGCAUGCAGAGAUUUAUCAAGAUUGAUGGCAAGGUCCGGACUGAUGUAACCUACCCUGCUGGCUUUAUGGAUGUCAUCAGCAUUGACAAGACUGAAGAGAAUUUCCGUCUGAUCUAUGACACCAAAGGUCGAUUUGCUGUUCAUCGUAUUACAUCUGAGGAGGCCAAGUACAAGUUGUGCAAAGUGAGAAAGAUCUUUGUGGGCACAAAAGGAGUCCCUCAUCUGGUGACUCAUGAUGCUCGCACCAUCCGCUACCCUGAUCCCCUCAUCAAAGUGAACGACACCAUUCAGAUUGAUUUGGAGACUGGCAAAAUUACUGAUUUCAUCAAGUUUGACACUGGUAACCUGUGUAUGGUGACCGGAGGUGCUAACUUGGGAAGAAUUGGUGUGAUCACCAACAGAGAGAGACACCCUGGCUCUUUUGAUGUGGUUCAUGUGAAAGAUGCCAAUGGCAAUAGCUUUGCCACCCGGCUCUCCAACAUUUUCGUUGUUGGCAAAGGCAACAAGCCAUGGAUUUCUCUUCCUCGUGGCAAGGGUAUCCGCCUCACCAUUGCUGAAGAGAGAGACAAGAGACUGGCAGCCAAACAGAGCAGUGGGUGAAGUGAUCUCUAGGUGAUGUGAUUGGAAAAGUCUUUAUGCCUAAUUAGAGCUAAAUAUAGCAUGAUUAAUUGUCCCCCCCCCCAAAAAAAAAAAAUCCAGGCUACCACCUCCUACCAUAGGUAGAAGUUAGUAAACAUAAGUGCUCCUCUUCGUUGGUCUACUCAAGUUUCAGGCCACAAUUCUGUAUCAUAUUAAGAGGGAAAACUAAAUUGGGUACAGUAGAGGGCCCCAAGCAUUGAGUGCUGUCCUGUUGUCUGUCAAUAAUUCAUUUCCCUUUCAGGGUUGAAAGAAAUUGUCUUUCUUUCAAUGCAAAAUGGAUUUUUGCAUUGAAAUUUUGGAUCACAUCUCAAAUUUUAAUCAGGAAAACAAAACCUCAGGAAUAAAUUCUGCAGGGCCCGAAGGGACACUAAAAGGAGGCUUAGUGCCUAGGAAUUCACCCAAAAGAAAACAACAUGGUAAGAGCAACUAAUUAAGAACUUUAAAAAGUGACAAGGAUUCCUGUUAAUCUUGUUGCUUAAUUGGGACUUAAUGAACAGCUCCAGUUAAUGGGCCUGUCAAUACUCUCUUGGGAAACAAUUUCACUGAAUUAACAAAUCAACUGUAAUACUUAUAAUGUCUGCUUAAAAACAUCUUUUUCUUUAUUACUAUUUUGGAACACUUAAUGAGCCAACUUGCUGGGUCACAUAUUUGUCAUUUUAGUGUCUUAAGGCCUGGUUAAAAAGGAGCCCUUGUUACUUUGGCCCUCCCUGUUCUCCAGUAAAGGCCUUUUGGGGUAUGAGAAUGUUAAGGGUAACUAUACUACUACCUGGGUAGGGGGUGAUAAAAUAGACCUCGAAGUUUAUUGUAUUUUAGAAUAGUUAGAGAUUUACAGAAAAGACGUGAAGGUAAUACAAAGAAUUCCCAUGUUCCCCACACCUAGUUUCCCCUAAUGUUAACAGUAUAGUACGUUUGUCACAAUUAAUGGGCUAAUAUUUAGUUAAUAUUAUUAACUAAAGUCCAUACUUUAUUCAGAUUUCCAUAGUUUUUAUCUAAUGUCCUUUGUUCCAGUAUCCCAUUGAGGAUAUUACAUUUAGUCAUGUCUCAUUGGGCUCAUUCUGGCUGUGACAGCUUCUUAGAUGUUCUUUUUUUUUUUGAUGACCUAGAGUUUUGAGUCGGGUAUUUUAUAGAAAGUUCCUCAAUAGGAUUGAGUUUUUCUCAUGAUUAGGCUGGGCUUAAAGGAUUUUGAAAGGAAGACUACAGAGGUAAAGUGCCGUUCUCAUCACAUAUCAAGAGUAUAUACUAACAAUAUGAUUUAUUACUGUUGAUGUUAGCUUUGAUCACCUGGCUAAGGUCUUAUUUGCCAGGUUUCUCCAUUGUAAAGUUACUCUCUUCCACUCAAUAUUGUACUCUUUGCAAUGAAGUCACUAUGUACAGCCCACACUUAAGAGAGGAGUUGUGCUCUCCUUAAAAGUGGAAUGUCUACAUAAGUUGCUUGGAAUUUUUCAGAAAUAAAUUGAUCUUUUCUCUAUUCAAUUUA
Messenger RNA from Pteropus alecto (black flying fox), 2782 nucleotides. Its product is annotated as 40S ribosomal protein S4. Gene Ontology annotation, molecular function: structural constituent of ribosome; RNA binding. The transcript has 5 exons. Gene Ontology annotation, cellular component: cytosolic small ribosomal subunit; ribosome. Gene Ontology annotation, biological process: translation. NCBI's taxonomy places the organism in Eukaryota, Metazoa, Chordata, Mammalia, Chiroptera, Pteropodidae. The record is from RefSeq and is a predicted model, not a curated record. Bases 475 to 1266 code for a protein of 263 amino acids.